CAAAAAUGGGCUGCUCCUGAUGCGCCCGUGCGGCUGGAUGAGGGGGUGAAGAACCGCCCCGUGCGCCUGACUCCUGGAACUUCUGCGCUUUUUCAAAGUGAAUAGAUCACUGACCCGGCGCUAAAAACGAGCAUGUGACCAGCAGUCCCUCAAGUGGGUUUUAGACACAUACCGACAUCCUCAGCACUCACGUCGUCGUGCUUCCUGUAGACAGCUACAAUGCCUCUGCUGGUGUUCCCCACUUCCCAGGUGUUUUGGGUGCGUGUUGCCGCCCUGCUCUUCACCUGUGUAGCUUUCAGUGUUGCAGCACAUGGUGCAGAACUGGGCGGAGGAGGAAUGGCUGACUGGUGCAUCUUCUGCUGGGCCUUCAGUUUUGCCUGCACUCUGCUGGUCCUGCUGGUGGAGCAGUGUGGCCUCCAAUCCAGAGCCCCCGUAUCCUGGUCCAACUUCCCCAUCACCAUUGCGAGCUAUGCUACCCUCCUCUGCCUCUCUGCCUCCAUCAUCUUCCCGCUGUAUUUUCUCAAAGAUUCAAGAUACCACGGAGAGAGGCGGGAUCACCGCAUUGUGUCCACGGUCUUCUCCUGCCUAGCCGCUGUUGCGUACAUGGGUGAGGUCAGUCUGACCAAAGCAAGACCAGGAGAGGUGGCAGGCUACAUGGCUACAGCCCCAGGCCUGCUGAAGGUGUGUCAAACAUUUGUGGCCUGUGUGAUCUUCAUCCUGAUCAGUGAUCCAGUGUCCUAUAACCAGCACGCGGCACUGAAGUGGUGCAUGUCUGUGUACUGUAUCUGCUUCAUCCUCUCCAUGGCGGUGGUUGUGCUGUGUGUGGCGGAGUGGACCAGCUGCCUCCCGAUCCCCUUCUCUAAAUUCCUGUCAGGAUAUGCCCUCCUGGCUAUGAUCAUGUACCUGACAGCGACAAUUAUCUGGCCAAUCUUCCAGUUCGAUAAGAAUCACGGGAGGGGAAGUUCUUCAACGAGCCUCAUCACAGCUUCGGUGCUCACAGCUCUCAACUUCCUGCUCUACCUUGCUGACCUGACUUACACCACCAGACUUGUGUUUGUCAGCUCCUAACCAGGAAGUCUUUCAGCAUGGAUCAAAUGAGAGCUCGUAACCAUUGGGAUUAUUUGAACUAAAUCCUGGCUCCAUGAAGAUCUGGGAUGUUCCAUGGGAGGUGAGGUGAUGCUCUUCAUGUUAGCUCCGUACAGUUGAGGUGAAUACACUGUUCUCUUUAUUGUUCUGUUGUUGUGUGCGCAUGUGUUGAAAGUAUGUCUUCAUCGACCCCAAGUGUGAAUUUUUGUGUGUUGCUUUGUAGCAUUUUCCUUCUGGCGCAGUCUUGUUGUAUUAAUCAUCAUUCUUUGAUAAAUAUGUCCAACAUGAAUAAAGUAAUGGUGAAUCAUGUCCAAGCUGAAGUAGUAUUCAUGAAUAUAAGACACAUUUGCAGGAGAUGUAAGUGUUGGAGUCCAGACAUUGUUGAGACCGGAGCAUAUAGAGACAAAGACCAGUGAGGGGCAGAAACCAAGAGCUCAAACUGACCAAGACUAUAUUCGGUUCAGACUCAGCUGCUCACCAAGAUGCUGCAUUUGAAACUGUAGCUUUGUUGCAGCACCCCCUAGUGGCAAAACAAAACCCAUUGAACUUGUGAAUUGCAUGUUACACAACCACCUUCGUGGAUGCCAUCUUUUUUAACAUUAAUAUUCAGCUC
Messenger RNA from Synchiropus splendidus (mandarinfish), 1699 nucleotides. RefSeq names its product myeloid-associated differentiation marker homolog. Lineage: Eukaryota; Metazoa; Chordata; Actinopteri; Syngnathiformes; Callionymidae. Gene Ontology annotation, cellular component: membrane. The transcript is spliced from 2 exons. The record is from RefSeq and is a predicted model, not a curated record. Bases 220 to 1068 code for a protein of 282 amino acids.